Messenger RNA from Vitis riparia (riverbank grape), 1994 nucleotides. RefSeq names its product probable E3 ubiquitin-protein ligase EDA40. Gene Ontology annotation, molecular function: metal ion binding. The transcript has 3 exons. NCBI's taxonomy places the organism in Eukaryota, Viridiplantae, Streptophyta, Magnoliopsida, Vitales, Vitaceae. The coding region runs from base 173 to 1744 and encodes 523 amino acids. The record is from RefSeq and is a predicted model, not a curated record.
AAUAAAGCAUCAGCAGGAGGAGCAGGAGCAGGAGCAGUAGAACAAAUUUUAGAGCUUUUGUCUCCUUCGCUUCUUCUUUGUGGGAAGCAGAGAAGGGAAUAGAAUUUGAAGAAGAAGAAGAAGAAGAAGAUAUAUUUGCAGAGAGAAAGAAAAAAGAGAGAGAGUUCUAGGGAUGGGAGGAGGCGGAGGUUCACGACUGAGAAAAGCGGCAAGGAAGAUGGUGACAGCUUGUGGAUCCUUCUCGCGGAGGCAAUCGCUGGUCGACCCUGUGCUCGGCGACACCUCCGCCGACGCCACCAUUGCCACUGCCACUGCCGCAAUCUCGAGUUCUCCAAAGUGGGGAGGGAAUGUCUCAGAGAACGCAGCUGACGAAGCAGAAUCCUGCAACGCCUUGCUUACUAAGAACUUGUGCGCAAUAUGUCUUGACCCCCUGAGUUACAGCACCGGCACCAGCCCAGGCCCGGCUAUAUUCACCGCUCAAUGCUCUCAUGCUUUCCACUUUGCCUGCAUCUCCUCCAAUGUUCGGCAUGGUAGUGUCACCUGCCCCAUUUGCCGUGCACAUUGGACCCAGCUGCCCCGCAACCUUAAUCCACCCCCUUGUUCCCUGGCUGGCAACCAAACUGAUCCCAUCCUCCGGAUCCUUGACGACUCCAUUGCCAAUUUUCGGGUCCACAGGCGUUCGUUUCUACGCUCUGCUCGUUAUGAUGAUGACGACCCCAUCGAACCAGACCACUCACCAAACCAUCCCCGCCUUCAUCUCUCUCUCAUACCCCUCCCACUCACUCACCCUACCUUUCAUCCAUACACGCUCAACAGCGCAUUCUCCUACCUUUCUCCACUUCAAAACUUAACCAGCUCCUCAUCAUUAUUGCCAACACCAGAACAUUACACAGCAACGGGGCAAACACUUUAUCAUAGAGCUUAUCUCUCUGUUAAAUUAGCACACCAGCAAGCAACUGACUUGGUCCUAGUUGCAAGCCCCAAUGGACCUCACCUAAGGCUUCUCAAGCAAUCCAUGGCAUUAGUCGUUUUCUCUCUUAGACCAGUUGAUCGGUUGGCCAUUGUCACCUACUCAUCUGCUGCAGCUCGUGUGUUCCCUCUUAGGCGCAUGACAUCCUAUGGGAAACGAACUGCUCUUCAAGUCAUUGAUCGGCUUUUCUAUAUGGGGCAAGCUGAUCCAAUUGAAGGGCUUAAAAAGGGUAUUAAGAUACUUGAAGAUCGUGCCCACAAAAAUCCUCAGUCAUGUAUCCUACACCUGUCUGACAGUCCAACCAGAUCUUACCAUGCCAUGAACAUGCAAGUGCCCAUUCCAAUCCACCGGUUUCAUGUGGGAUUUGGGUUUGGCGCUUCAAAUGGAUUUGUGAUGCAUGAAUUUGAAGAGUUCCUAGCAAGAUUGCUGGGAGGUGUGAUCAGAGAUAUCCAAUUGAGGAUUGGGGAUGAUGGCCGGAUUAUAAGACUUGGAGAAUUAAGAGGUGGUGAAGAGAGGCGAAUUCCAUUAGACAUGGGUGAUUGUGAACAUGUUUGUGUGGGAUACAGCUACGUGGAGGGUGGGAUUGACGAUUGCAUCAGAACAGGGGAAACUGUGGUAUGUGCGGAAGAUAAGACUGAAACAAGUGAAAGUGCAGAAGUAGGAGGGGGGGAUGUGAGCUUAGGUGGGAGGACUAGUAGUGUUGAAAGCUGGGAUUACCAUGAUCCUUAUAUGGCGAGAAGAUGGGCAAAACAUUUGCAUGGAUACAGACUGUGAAUCAUCUCGAUGGCCACAAAGAUAAGAUAGAUACAUACUCAUCAACCAUUUCCACAAGUACCGCAUGUGGUGAUUUAGAAUUGCUUUGAUGGACCCCAACUAUAUAUUUUCUAGGAAGGUAUAGAAGAAAUUUGUUUGAUAGUCUACUGUUUUUCCAGUUUUACCAAACUUCAGGGACAGGCAAGGAUUUAAUUUCAUGUCCUCUUGCUGUCAUGGCAAUUCCAAUUGCAAUAUUAUUAUUAUUUUUUUA